AUGGACAUCUUACUGGCCAAAGUCACCCAGCAGGCUAUGAACUAUGCUAUUCGUUCUGGCAUCGCAAUCACAAGCACAUAUGCCAUUCGACAGUGCACAAGACUGGUCAAAACGGCACCCAGAGGAGGCAAGCGGGAAGAGCUGCUCAACCUCCAAGUGCGACUGGAAAGCAAAAUCAGAAUCAUCUCACCAGCCAUCGAUAUGAUAGAGUUGAUUGCGGCUCGUGGAAACACUUCUCUGGAAUCUGCCGUCACUCUGACCAAAGAUUUGCGCUGGGAAAUUCAGGCGCUGGGAAUUCGUCUUGCUAAUGCCGCCAACGAGGAAGAGUUGUAUCGGCGGAAGAGUUCACGGGCAAAGUCAAAAGAGCAGAAUGAGCUUGAGCUACAACUCAUUGUUUCGGAUGUCAGAAAGUUGCUUGCUCGCAUCGAAGAUGCUGUGCCACUGAUCAAUCUUGCCAUCACCACUUCCGGAGUUAACUUGUCCACAAAUCUNCCCGCUACAGUUUCGCCAUCUCGCCUCUUGCAAGCCAGCACUUUUCUCACAGCAGCAGACUCACAGUAUACUGCAGCUCUUGGACAAAAUGUUCAAGUCGGUCCAGUCUAUACACUUUCUGUAUACAUGCUCUUCGCCAGUCACACCAAUAGACCGCAUGAUGAGGAAACUGCCCGCGAAGCUACAUGGAAGGAGGUCAUUCACAAAGCCAGAGUCAAGCUGGUGCGUGUACCACUGGACAGUCUGUACAACUUGCCCGGGAACUUGACAACCCCGAGCGGGGCACGCUACUUUCCUAGGGAGUUACCAUCUGAUAACUCAUCAGUUGAGUAUGCCUACCAGCUGGUUGUGAUUGAGGACUUGGACGACGACAGAGUACACACCUUCGAAGAAGACGAACCUCAACCUGGUCCNUUCGAAGAAGUCGCUCUUGCAGGCAUUCGAGAUGUCAUUCCCAUCCACGAGAUCUCCAAGAUAUUCUACGCGGAUACUGGCAAGAUUCUCAACAUUGGCUCUGAAGGCGAGACCAACAACCCCAUCCUCCUUCUCAAACGCGACAUCCAUGCAGAACCACCGAGACGCAUGAUGGAGAGACGAUACACCGAAGAUCAAGAUUACUAUGACGAUGACGAGGAAGAUGAACGACCACAAACACAAGAGAGUGACGAUACAGACUUGGACGAACAAGCACAAAUCAAUGCCCAGCUCCUGCAAGACUCAACAUCACAGCUUCGAAGCGAAAUGGAAGAGGCAACAGCACAACACGACCCUGAUGCUCACUGGCGGCUUCCUCCAGAUCUAGACCCAGAAUGGAUAGCCUUUGAAGUCUACACCGAAGAACCUCCCUCCGACGAUGAAGAUGAAGAAGACACAUCAACUCCAGGCCCUACCACCACACCUCGGCCUCGUCAAGCCUCCCUAGACCCCUCUCUCACCAACGGUCUCUCCUCCCUGAAUCUGCAGUCCUCCUCGCCAACCACACCUUCAAACCAGCAACUUCUUCUCCCAUCCCCUUCNCCCUCAACACCCCAAACCACCAUCCGCACAUCCUUGUCUUUGCUCGAAAUGCUCAUCCGCCUCACUGCCCUCCAACAAUUCCGCCAGUCCUCACACCUAACCAUCGAAGACGAACUCCUAAACUUUUUCCUCGAAGACAGCGCAACCACCGGCGCAGGCUCUAAUGCCGAGUACCGUCAACGCGUGCGCAGAGAUGCGCGUCGCAGAGUAGGCUUCGAUCCCUACGACGAAAGCCCAAUCAAAAGACGCGGAGAGGAAUACUUGCAACAUCCUCGGAGUGGCAAUACACCAGCAAGAACCUUUGCAGCAGAGGGGGAAAGCGAGUAUGAGAGGGGAUACAGGGAGGCGAGUGAGGGGUUAGGGUGGAGUGGGGAGGUGAGGCAGAGUAUAGAGUAUCCUGGGUACUUUUCGGGACAGAGGAGUUCGAGUAGUAUGCCGUCUAGUCCUUCACCUAGAGGAGUUACGCCUUCGAGGGAGAAGGCAAGUCAGAGUCCUGGGGCGCCGGAGCAGAAAGGCAGGAAAGGUGUUUUGAGGAAGAGGGAAGAGAUGCCUAAAAGUCCGCUUGGAAGACAGAGUCCGAGUUCGUGA
Aureobasidium vineae is the source of this 2097-nucleotide messenger RNA. The record is from the annotation of a GenBank genome assembly. Lineage: Eukaryota; Fungi; Ascomycota; Dothideomycetes; Dothideales; Saccotheciaceae.